AUGGCUGCACCGAGGAGACUUCGAAUGGCACUGCUCGAACACGAACUGGCUCAAGUAAGGUUCCAGUACAACCUGGUCCUGGCGGCAAUACUAGAAGCCGCCGAGAGGGAGCGACAGAGGGCCCGCAGAAGAGAAAGACGCUGGUGGGUGCGAGAGUUUAUCCUACGCAGACCCCUUUUCGGCCAGUACGAGACUCUCAUGAAGGAACUCGAGGCCGAGCACGCUGCCGACUUCAAAGCCUUCCUCCGCAUGGAGCCACAGAUGUACUAUGAGUUGCUUAACCGAGUUGGCCCCCGCAUUACCAAGAGUACAACGCAUCGAACCCCCUUGGACCCUGGACUGAAGCUGGCAAUCACCUUGAGGUUUUUGGCGACCGGAAGCAGGUACCACGAUCUUGCGUUUGCGUUUCGUGUCCCACACAACACCAUCGCCCUUUUCAUCCCCGAGGUGUGUCAGGCCAUCUACGACGUAUACGAGGAUGAGAUGUGGGCCACUCCCCAGACAGAGGAUGAAUGGCGCCCGGUGGCCGAGGGAUUCGGAGACAGGUGGAACUUCCCCCACUCUUGUGGCGCGAUCGAUGGGAAGCACGUCGCAAUCAAGAAGCCCCCCAAGAGUGGCUCACUCUACUACAACUAUAAAGGCUUCUUUUCUAUCGUCAUGCUUGCGGUGGUAGACUCGAACUACAAGUUCAUCUGGGUGGAUGUGGGGUCACCAGGGUCGUGUUCCGAUGCCGGCAUCUUUAACCGGUCGCGGCUAGAGCCAGGUCUUCGUGAGGGAACGAUCGGACACCCCAACCGGAUUCGCUGCUUAAUGACGACCGGGACACACCCUACUACAUGGUCGGAGACGACGCCUUCCCCCUUCGGCAAUACAUGUUAA
Molecule: messenger RNA, 879 nt
Organism: Mya arenaria
Lineage: Eukaryota; Metazoa; Mollusca; Bivalvia; Myida; Myidae
Product: putative nuclease HARBI1
Exons: 2
Coding region: 1-879 (292 amino acids)
Source: RefSeq, a predicted model, not a curated record